CAUCAUGAUACAUAUCAACAUUCUAAAAACUGCCUCACGUGUUACAGAGGAUCCUUAUUUUGGCGAUUUUGCUGCCUUGUUUCUUAUCAAUUCUUCCUGUGAAGUUCUUAUCAUCUCAGUGAUACUGUCAGACCAAAGUUUAGAAAUUACCAUGAACAAAAGACUGCUGUUGGUAUCUAACUCCACACUUCACGGUGGAGGAUAUCUUCAACACUGUCAGCAACAGAUACAAGUAUUUUUUGGAAAGGGAGUAAAGAGGAUCCUGUUUGUGCCGUAUGCUCUACAUGAUCGAGAUGCCUAUACCAAGACUGCUAGAGACAAGUUCAAGACACUGGGUUUGUUUCUUAGCUCAUUUUGUCACGUGUGUUAUGAGUGCAAUGUUUUCCCUCAUCUCUGUUGUGCACUUCUGAAUUUUCUUCCAGGUUAUGAGGUGGAUAGUGUCCAUGAGACACCAGACCCUGUGGAGGCGGUCAGGAAAGCUGAAGGAAUAUUCAUCGGUGGCGGGAACACUUUCCGCCUGCUGAAAGCUCUCUAUGAUAACAAGCUGGUAACCGAGAUCAGGAAGAGAGUAUUAGACGAUGGAAUACCUUAUAUGGGAUCAAGUGCAGGCACUAAUGUCUCCACCAUCAGCAUCAAUACCACUAAUGACAUGCCCAUCGUUUACCCACCCACGUUUGCUGCCAUUGGUCUUGUGCCCUUUAACAUUAACCCUCACUAUCUGGAUGCUGAUCCCAACAGCAAACAUAUGGGGGAAACACGUGAGCAGAGAAUUAUCCAGUUCCACGAGGAGCCGGACACACCAUGUGUGCUGGCUCUUAGGGAAGGCUGUAUGCUCAUUGUGGAGGGAAACAAGGCCACCCUACUUGGCUGCACUAAAGCACGACUAUUCCAGAAGGGAAAGCAAACCACAGAAUAUGAACCAGGCAGUGAUCUGAGCUUCUUACUGACAGAUGCACAAAAUAUAUAACUGUAAUAAUGUACCAUGCACACAAACUUUAGUUUUUACAAUAAAUUAUAAAAAUAACAGAACUUAAUCUCAUUCACUGCUCUUUUGCUUUAUUUGAAUACUUUUUCCAAUGACAAAAGCACUGGAGCCGCUUGUAAAUUGAAAAUAUGCAUUUGGUUAUUUAUUAACUAGAUAUGUGAUGUUACAUAAAUCUUGUGAGGUCAAUUAUCACAGAUUACAAAGGGUGUUGUUAGAUAGCAGGAAC
This is a messenger RNA of Xyrauchen texanus (razorback sucker), 1211 nucleotides long. RefSeq names its product Alpha-aspartyl dipeptidase-like. NCBI's taxonomy places the organism in Eukaryota, Metazoa, Chordata, Actinopteri, Cypriniformes, Catostomidae. Bases 5 to 967 code for a protein of 320 amino acids. The record is from RefSeq and is a predicted model, not a curated record. Gene Ontology annotation, molecular function: serine-type peptidase activity. Gene Ontology annotation, biological process: proteolysis. The transcript has 8 exons.